This is a messenger RNA of Mytilus trossulus (common blue mussel), 4960 nucleotides long. RefSeq lists its product as uncharacterized. Lineage: Eukaryota; Metazoa; Mollusca; Bivalvia; Mytilida; Mytilidae. The record is from RefSeq and is a predicted model, not a curated record. The transcript is spliced from 2 exons. Bases 8 to 3859 code for a protein of 1283 amino acids.
ACACCAUAUGGAUAUGGAUGAUUUGUAUGAAAAUAAACAUACACGAACCACUAAUGUGGAUGGUUCUGAACCAACCUCUACAAACAAACAGCCAUCUAAAAGGAUACUUAUGUUCCCAGGAAUGGUACAAAGUAUAACUAAUUUUGAAAAUAAUAGAGUGUUAUACAAUGCAUUCCGGAAAUAUAAACUUGCUAGCCUGAAACGACAGCGAAGAUCAAUAUCAAUCCCUUCGUUCUUACAAAAGCGACUGGACAAACCCAUAAAAGUUUACAAUAAUGCUUAUGAAUCAGGUAAACGUAGGCAGAAUUCAAUUCAAAUCAAAGGAACGAAUAAAGUUCGAAAGAUGUUUUUUGAAGUUCCAAACAAUACUCACGGUAGUAUUAAAACACAUACCGAAUCAUACAAAGGCUCGAAGCUUUUAAAGACUGAACCAGUAAUGAAAGUGUCAUCGAACUCUGCAUUAGAUAACAUGAAAAAUUCUGUUCAUCAGAGUGAAAAGUAUAGUGGAUCGUCGGGAGUUGUUAUUCAUCAAUAUACAACCGAAAAACCUAGACUACAAAAACGCAGGAAAAGUCGGCACACAAAAAGACAUAUCAAAGACGGUCUAUUUCGAAGGAUAAGUAAAUCUUUGUCAAAUGGUCUACCCAUUUAUUCAAAAGCUAAAACGGAAAGUACUCUGGAGAAAAAACCUACGAAACCAGACAACAGGUUAACUCAUGGUAAUGGAAUGCGAAUUAAUCUUGGUAAUAUUAAACAAACUCAACAGGCAACAUCUCGUUCGAAGGAUGUUAUCAAAGUGAACAAGAAGAACUAUGAUUUAUCCCAAUCAAGAGCAUUCAUGUCUGGUGACCAUUAUCCUGCUUCCAAGACUGCAAUCAAACCGAUGAAUGUCUUUUAUGAUACAAAAUUUGAAUUACCAAAAACAUCAAAUUCUGCUGAUAGCUUUCCAAAACCAAAUGAUCAGUGGUAUGAAAUGCCUCAAUCAAAUACAAAGUCGAUACUUAAAACUAAUCAACAUAAUAUAAACAAUGAUAAUAAUCACAAUUCAUUUCCGGUUGAUACUGCUAUAACUUUAAAUAGACGAAAGAUGCCAACAUACAAAUCGCCAUUUAUACCUUCAAACCAGAUGAUCGAUACUCCUAGCAACAUAGACGUUGUAAGGCCUACUAAAAUAUUAUCAUACCACAGCAGUGAUUCAUCAAGCAAUGGCCUUUCUUCAACGCCGGAUAAGUCUUUCGCGUUUAACCCGCAACCCCAUCAUGACAGCAUCACUGACAGAACGAAGUUUGUAUCUGGAUUAUCAGAGUUUAACGAUAUGGCGGUGGAAAAUGAUUUCCCUAAUUUCAACAAUCGUAAGCCUUCUGAAUCAAACCUCAAUGGACAAACUGAUUAUAUACUUAACUUGAAUGAUAUAGGGACUGGUCAGAUUGAAAAAAGUCCUUUAGAUAAUGUUCGUCCAAACGUCAUCAACUUGUCAAAUAUUAAAAUAGUGCCAGGCGGGUGUAUAAUCGAAGGCAGGUUCUAUCGUUAUGAAGAACUUCCAAAGUUUAUUCAGGAUUUUUAUGAUAAUAAAACAAAAAACGAACAUCUUAAACUGUCGCUCGGAGAUGUUGAAAAUGUUUUAAACGAUUAUACGGAAAACACAGGUUCUAUUUCUCAAAGUUUCUCAAAUGAUUUCCCAAUGUUAGAGCUGAUUAAAGGGAACGAUUCCAGUCCUUUUUCUAUACAACUCCCAGGAGAUUCUCAAGGAUAUGACAUAUUAGUGGAUCCAAACCUCCAUGAAGGUUCACUAGAGUUAGCUGUUUUACACGCUAAUAAUUUCGCAGCAGGCAAUGAUCGUUUCGGCUCGCCUAGAACAAUGGUAUCAAGACCUGAUAAAAACAAUAGACAAACAAUUAUAAAAGGAAAGGAAAAUAACCGCCAAUCAUUAAGUCCAGUUUUAAAAUGGAGUGAAGGUGUUAAUGAUAAAGCUGGGACAGACUUGGCCCCAAUCCCUAAUUAUCAAGUUGCUUCGGAUAUUAGAGUUGUAAAUUCGUUAUCAGCAGACCGUUUUGGCGCUCGAAACGACGAUCCCAACGACUUCAGUGUAUCUAAACUGAAUGGUAACAGAUUUGGAUCGUACAACAAUGGAAGGAAGGAGGUAAUAAGCUUACCAGGAAUGAGAAUAAAAGACCAGAAGGUUUUAACUAAGUUUUUCAAUCAAAUUCAUAUUAGCAGUAAAAACACUGUACCUCCUGUGCAGAGAAAAACGAGUCACCAGUAUAAGAUGAUAGAAGGUGCUCCGAGCGAUAUUAUUUCGAGGGGCUUCCUUGAUAUUCCCCUAAAUAGUAUGGCAGCUAAACUACCAUUGAGUAAACCGUUGAAGAAAACAGAAAAUACAAACACGAAGACAAGCAGUGUUGCAAGACAAUUGGGUUUAGUGCGCGAACAGGCUAAACCAGAUGCACAAUCAAAUGAUGAAGCUGAGGAACUGGUUUUUAAGAACCCAAGACAAAAUAUCGUUAACCACAAUGCGCAGUCAAACAAUGUUGCAGAUAAACUAGGUUUCCGCAGCUUAGUACUAGAAAAUGCUUUCAAAGAUCCACCAUUAAACGCUGUAACCGGUAAACUCAGUUUAAAUAGCCAAGUAGAAGAUGAGGCAAUUCAAAAUGUACAGUCAAGUGGAGAAGCUAUCAAAAAUAAACUUGCAACUAAACUUGGUUUAAAGAGCAAAGUACAAGAUAAGGGUAGUCAAGAUUCCCAAUCAAACACGAUAAAAGAACAAAUUCAAGACAAAAAACAAUCAGACGAUAAGGCAGAUAAAUUAAAAUCAAAUAAAGUAAUACUUCAAGGCAAAACACAAUUAGACGAUAAGGCAGAUAAACUAAAAUCAAAUAAAGUAACACUUCAAGGCAAACCACAAUUAGACGAUAAGGCAGAUACAUUAAAAUCAAAUAAAGUAAUACAAGAAAACGAUCACCGAGAAACCUCCAGAGUUGAUUUGGUUAGUGGUUCGCGUGUCAAUACAAAACCACGGGACACAUAUCCCCAUGACAUGCGAAAGAAUAGUUCAGAUGACAAACUGAAUAAACAUAAAGGAAAACAUGACACAAGUCACAAUGAUAUGUGGUUGAAUGGAUUAGACGGAAAACCAGUUGAAAGAUUAAAUACUGGAAUUCAAAACAAAAUUCCGAAUGAUAUCAAGUCAAAUGGCGGUGCAACAAAAAAGCGUUUGAAUAGCAGAAAGCAAGACAAAACUAUUCGACAUGAAAAGCAGUUAAAUAGAGUUGUGACUAAGAAUACGAAAAGACCCAAGACUAUUCGACAUGAAAAGCAGUUAAAUAGAGUUGUGACUAAGAAUACGAAAAGACCCAAGAAAACUGUUCUUCGGGAUGGUGCACUUAAGCCAAAUGAUAAAGUCUUCUCGUUAUUUAAAGACAACAAGAAUAAAUCAAAACAACUGAAAAACAACCCAUUUGCAAAUCUCAAAAAUAUUUUAAAGGCUACUUCCAGUGCAAAAAAAUCUGUCGCAUCAAAUGUGCGUAGUGUUCAGAAGGGACCACGCACAUUCUUUGACAUUAUUGAAAAUAAUAUUAUAAGCCCUUUUAAAUCAGUACCAGUGGAUACUCAACUAAAAGACAAUUUUGCUUCUAAUUUCAAUUUAGGAGAAAUAUUGAAGAAUGGCGUGUCUGCCUUUCACCAUGAACCUGUUACAUUCCCAAAUUUCAUAGCACCGCCGAAACGCAACUUAAUAAUGUCACCUACAGCCAUUGUCCCAUUACAUUUAGCAGGACAACACAAUCUGGAAUCUAUUAUGAACAAAAUUGUAACAACUCCUUUCGGGAUGAGACAAAAUACAAUUAUGAACAUUUUUGGCUAAUGUUAUAUUAUCCGAAAAACAAUCACAUUUUUGUGAUUAUAUAAUUAUUAGGUUGCUGCUUUAGGGGUGUAUAAUGGAAGUAACUUUCCCUAAAAUGAGCUUUAUUGCUCUAAGCCCACUCUCCGAAAUAAAGUACGCAUGUAAUAUAUGAAUUAUUUCAAUUACAAGAAGGGUCGGUUCAAGGGGUCAGAUCUUUUUAGAUAAAACAAAAUUUUAGACUUGAAAGUGUGAAAAAAUAGAAUGAGAAGAUGUUGUAUAAUUGCCAAUAAGACGUUAACUCUCCAUAAGAGACCAUGCACAUGACAAAGAAAUUGACCACUACAGCCCUCAACAAUGAGUAAAUCCCCUACGCUUAGGAACUGUAUACUGUCCUUCAAAAUCAUUCUUAUCUAUUUUAGCAAACAAAAUACAUCAUGUGUUUAAUCACAAUUAAAGAUGACACUUUUUCGACUGUUUAUAAAGAAGUAGAUGCUUGUACUGUUUUUGUUACAUUUUUUGCAGACUAUAUCGUGUAAUAUUUUUUUUUUUACAAAUUACUCUUCGCUUUAUACUCGCACAAUUGUAAAAUGUCGAAUUGUAAUUAUAUUUUUAUAAAAUAAUAAAACAAUAUUUUCUUCGUAAUUGAAUAGUCAAAUAAAUAUGUGUUUUCUCAAUGUAUUUAUUCUAUACGUAAUUGAAUAGCCAUAGAAAUAUAUUUUCUAAAUAAGUAGUAACAUGUUUGACUUAGAAGGUCCUUUUCACCUAGUUCUUUUUUUUCCAUAAGUUAGUUUGACAUAUACACAUAAUAUAAAAGUCCAGUUCCUUAACCAAUUUCCUUGUGAAUUACAAUUGUCAGACAAACAAAAAUAUCAAUUAACACCCGGAAAAUGUUCAACACUGUAAAACAAGAUAAUUUUUUUUUUAAAGACUGCUAACAAUUGUUUUUGUCUUUUAGAUAUUAGUAACUGAGGAUUAUGCACUGUUUGUUUAUUAUAACUUAUAUUGUAAAAUGUUAUUUUUCAUAUUUGUCACUUGAUUACAAGACUUGACUUGACAUUCGUUAUAACACAUAUACAUGUGAUAUUCAUAAUAACAAAUGUACAUGUAUUAUUACAAAUAUUG